CAUUUGCGUCGAAAUAACGCACUUAGAACGUAAACAAAUAAAUGCUUGACGCGAAAAAAGUUACGUACACAAUAUUAAGAAAAUCAGUUCGCUUGAGCACACCUUAAUUUAUUAUAAUGCAUAAAGGUAUAACGACGCAACAGCAGCGGUGGCAGCAACAACAAAAACAACAGGAAAAACAUUGCAAAAGAACAAAGAACUUCAGCGCAGUAACUGUCAAUUGGGACACGGAUACCAACAACAAGCAGAGUGUUUAGAAAAGCGCAGGAUUAAAAUUAAUAAAAUGACCAAUUCGGGACGCAGUCACUUUAGAAUCGAUCAAACAUUCCUAGGCGCCACCGAACUGGACGAUGAGCUAAUCAAACAACUGCCAAAGGAGGUGCUCCUGCGUGUCUUUUCCUAUCUGGAUGUCGUCUCGCUAUGCCGCUGUGCACAGGUGUGCAAAUAUUGGAAUGUGCUCGCCCUCGACGGCUCCAGCUGGCAGAAAAUCAAUUUGUUUGAUUUUCAGCGUGAUAUUGAGGGGCCGGUGAUUGAGAAUAUAUCGCAACGAUGUGGCGGAUUUCUCAAAUCAUUAUCGCUGCGUGGUUGUCAAUCGGUGGGGGAUCAAUCCAUCAAGACUCUAGCAAAUCACUGCCACAACAUCGAAACCUUGGAUCUAUCGGAGUGCAAGAAGAUUACGGAUCUUUCAGUCACAGAUAUAAGCAGAUAUUGUAACAAGCUAACAGCCAUCAAUCUGGACUCUUGCUCCAACAUCACAGACAAUAGCCUCAAAUAUAUAUCAGACGGCUGCCCAAAUCUCUUUGAGAUAAAUGUAUCGUGGUGUCAUCUUAUAUCUGAGAAUGGCAUCGAGGCGUUGGCGCGCGGCUGCGUAAAGCUGCGCAAGUUCAGUAGCAAAGGUUGUAAACAGAUUAACGACAAUGCCAUAACGUGCCUGGCCAAAUACUGUCCUGAUCUAAUGGUGCUAAAUCUACACAGCUGCGAGACUAUCAGCGACUCGUCCAUACGCCAGAUGGCUGCUAGCUGCCAUAAGCUGCAAAAGCUGUGCGUGUCCAAGUGUGUGGAACUUACAGAUCUCUCAUUGAUGGCGCUAUCACAGCAUACCCAACAGCUCAAUACACUGGAAGUGUCCGGUUGUCGCAAUUUUACAGAUAUUGGCUUUCAGGCGCUGGGACGCAAUUGCAAAUAUCUGGAGCGCAUGGAUCUGGAGGAAUGCAGCCAGAUAACAGAUUUAGCAUUGGCCUAUUUGGCCACUGGCUGUCCCAGUCUAGAGAAACUGACUUUAUCGCAUUGUGAGCUCAUCACGGACGAUGGCAUACGUCAUCUAACUACAGGCAGCUGUGCAGCGGAGAGCUUGUCUGUGCUGGAACUAGACAACUGUCCAUUGAUCACGGAUCGCACGCUGGAGCAUUUAGUGUCGUGCCACAAUCUGGAGCGUAUUGAGCUAUUCGACUGCCAGCUCAUCUCACGCGCAGCUAUUCGCAAACUAAAGAAUCAUCUACCAAAUAUUAAGGUGCAUGCCUAUUUUGCGCCUGUGACCCCCCCAGCGGUGACCACUGGACACCGGCCAAGAUAUUGUCGCUGUUGUGAGAUUCUCUGAGAUACGGCCAUUGGGUUUGCCAGAAAGAUACUGCGCAAAUCCGCGACCGACUGAUGUUGGUUUACCUGCGUCGUUAUAAUGAUCGUGCUCGCUUGCAUGAUGGCUAUAACGAUGCUCUACAUUCUGGGCAUACUCGAACUCGAAUUCGAAAUUCGCUGAACUCUUUCCCAGGCAAAUCCACACACAACUACACACACACACUACACACACACACAUAAAUAUUACUGUGUAUAACUAAAGCAAGAUUCUAAUAUCGAUAUGUAAGCGAAACGAAACGAUGAAAAUUGAUAAUUUAGUAUUUAGCUUGUAAGAGUUUUUAAAACUCUUCAAAUUUCAAUAUGUAAAAAAUGUGAUUAUUUUAU
This is a messenger RNA of Drosophila busckii, 1959 nucleotides long. RefSeq names its product F-box/LRR-repeat protein 20. The record is from RefSeq and is a predicted model, not a curated record. Gene Ontology annotation, molecular function: protein binding. The coding region runs from base 284 to 1597 and encodes 437 amino acids. Gene Ontology annotation, cellular component: SCF ubiquitin ligase complex. Lineage: Eukaryota; Metazoa; Arthropoda; Insecta; Diptera; Drosophilidae. The transcript has 9 exons. Gene Ontology annotation, biological process: SCF-dependent proteasomal ubiquitin-dependent protein catabolic process.